Molecule: messenger RNA, 4213 nt
Organism: Aethina tumida (small hive beetle)
Lineage: Eukaryota; Metazoa; Arthropoda; Insecta; Coleoptera; Nitidulidae
Product: xanthine dehydrogenase-like
Exons: 11
Coding region: 172-4170 (1332 amino acids)
Molecular function (GO): xanthine dehydrogenase activity; 2 iron, 2 sulfur cluster binding; FAD binding
Source: RefSeq, a predicted model, not a curated record
AUAUAUAAGGGAAUGAUCAUCGGUAUCAGUGGACAUUCGUCAAAUUUGUUCCAAAGAAUAUACAUAGUGAAAUUCAAAACAUUCAGGAUUAGGAGGGGAAUGCCGCACCUUAACUAAUAGAAGCAAGGCCACAUUUAUAAUCAAGUUGCAGUUGUUUAAUGUGUAAUAACAAUGAUUGAUUUUGUUAAUACUCUUACGUUUUUCGUUAACGGGAAAAAGAUUGAAGAUGACGACGUCAAUCCUGAAUGGACGUUGCUAUACUAUUUACGCAACAAACUAAGAUUAUGUGGUACAAAACUUGGAUGUGGAGAAGGAGGAUGCGGUGCUUGUACUGUCAUGGUGUCAAAGUACGACCGGUUAAGAGAAAAAGAAAUUCAUUAUCCAGUAAAUGCUUGUUUGGCGCCGGUACUUUCAAUGCACGGAUUGGCCGUGAUUACAAUAGAAGGCAUUGGAUCCACAAAAACAAAACUCCAUCCAGUUCAAGAACGCAUUGCGAAAGCACAUGGAUCGCAAUGCGGCUUUUGCACCCCGGGAAUUGUGAUGUCCAUGUACACCCUCCUAAGAAACUCCCCCAAACCCACUAUGAAAGAAAUGGAAGUGGCCUUCCAAGGUAACCUUUGCAGAUGCACCGGAUAUAGACCAAUCAUUGAAGGCUACAGAACUUUUACUGAAGAGUGGGAACGAAGCAGAAUUAAUGGAAAUGGAAUUAACAACGGUAACGGUUGUGCAAUGGGGGAUCAAUGUUGCAAGAAACAAAAGAUCAAUAGAGACGAAGAAGAACUGUUCGAUCCUAGUGAAUUCAUACCAUACGAUGAGUCUCAAGAACCGAUAUUUCCUCCUGAACUCAAACUGACAGACACAUAUGACAAACAAUACUUGUACAUCAAAGGGAAAAAUGUUACUUGGUAUAGACCAAGAACAUUAAAUGAGCUUUUGACUUUAAAACAGCAGUAUCCCCAUGCCAAAUUAUUGGUAGGUAACACCGAAAUUGGGGUGGAAGUCAAAUUUAAGAAUUGCAAUUAUCCAAUCAUCAUACAUGUUUCCCAAGUUCAAGAAUUGUUGAUAACCAAAGAGUUAUGUCGAGGUGUCCAAAUUGGAGCGGGUGUAACUCUGGACGAGUUAGAAGCUUUCCUCAAAGAUCAAAUUAACAAAUUACCAGACUUCAAGACACGAAUUUAUAAAUCAAUCGUGGACAUGUUGCAUUGGUUCGCCAGCAAACAGAUACGAAGUGUCGGAGCAAUCGGAGGCAACAUUAUGACUGGUAGUCCAAUAUCUGAUUUAAUACCAAUUCUGAUGGCUACAAAAGUCAAUAUGGAAGUGGCCAGCGAAGCUAAAGGUAAAAGAAUCGUAUCAUUGAACGAAAAAUUCUUUACAGGCUAUAGAAAAAACGUCAUUGAAGACAAUGAAGUACUGCUAUCCUUGAGCAUACCUUUCACGCACCAAAAUCAAUAUGUGUACGCCUACAAACAGGCAAGAAGGAGAGAAGACGACAUAGCCAUCGUCAACAUGGCAGUACAAAUUGGAAUAAAGAACAGAACAGACAUAAUUGACAGUAUUAGUUUUGGUAUAGGCGGGAUGGCACCAAGUGUUGUUACAGCACCAAUAACCCAAGCCAGACUCAGAGGAAUGCCUUGGAACAGAGAUACUUUAGAAAUAGCCUACAAAAGUUUACUAGAAGACCUUCCGUUAGAUCCCGACGCUCCUGGAGGUAUGACCACUUACAGAAAAUCUCUUGCCUUAAGCCUUUUCUUCCGAUGUUUUUUGACAAUGUGCAAAAACUUAUCUGUUAAAAUCGAUCCUCGUGAAUUAUCUGGGAUUGAGGGCUUCUCUGGUCAGGACUUCAGAAGCUCUCAGUACUUUACGGUAGUACCUGAAACACAAAGCAAAACGGACGCGGUUGCCAGACCUGUUGUCCACCUAUCCGCCUAUAAACAAGCCACAGGGGAAGCUAUUUAUUGCGACGACAUGCCCAAAUUCGAGAACGAACUUUACAUGAGUCUCGUGUUAAGUACCAAAGCUCACGCCAAGGUUGUAUCCAUUGAUACAACUGAAGCGAUGCAAAUGGAGGGAGUUUAUGGUUUCGUAUCAGCUAAAGACCUAAAAAGGAAUUUUUGGGGUGAGUUUAAGGAAGAAAAAGUAUUUUAUUCAGACGAAGUCACCAGUCACGGGCAAAUUAUUGCUGCCGUGUUGGCAGAUAGUCAAUUAAAUGCACAAAAUGCUAGUAAGAAAGUGCGGGUCACCUACGAGGAGUUGAAACCUGUAAUAAUCACAAUAGAGGAAGCUAUAGAACACAAAUCGUUUUUCGGGGAUACCCAAAGGUUAACUCGAGGAAAUGUCGAAAAGGUGUUUGAGGAGGUCCCUCAUGUAAUUGAGGGGCAAUGUCGCGUUGGAGGACAAGAGCAUUUCUACCUUGAAACGCAAUCGGUUGUGGUGGUGCCAGGGAAAGAAGACGACGAGUUGGAAAUAUAUGCGUCAACUCAAAGCACGUCGGAGGUGAUUGCUGAAGUUUCCGAUAAACUGGGUAUUCCACAGAACAAAAUUUUCUGCAAAGUCAAACGGUUAGGUGGAGGAUUUGGGGGCAAAGAAACUAAACCCACAAUGCUAUCGUUAGUUGCUGCUACAGCUGCUCACAAAUAUAGUCGACCAGUAAGAUGCAUGUUGAACAGGGACGAAGACAUAAUGGUGACUGGCGGAAGAAAUCCUUGCAAAUUCGUUUACAAAAUAGGAUUUGAUAAUGAAGGAAGAUUGCAUGGAUGUAACAUGAAGAUAUAUUGCAAUGCUGGACACUCCAAGGAUAGAUCACUUUAUGUUGUGGAACGUGCUAUAACACAUUUCGAAAACGCUUACAACAUACCCGCAAUUAAAGUUGAAGGCUACACAUGCAAAACAAAUUUACCAUCCAACACAGCUUUUCGAGGUUUUGGUGGACCACAAGCAAUUGUCGUUUCUGAAGCAAUGAUAAACGAUAUUGCGGAUUAUUUAGGCAAAGAUCCGGCGGAUAUAAGCAAAAUCAACUUCUAUAAAGAAGGAGACCUUACUUAUUACAACCAACAAAUACAAAAUAGCACCUUGGAACAAUGUUGGAACGAAUGUCUUCAAAUGGCCGAUUAUUGGAACAAACGUCUUGAUAUACUAGAGUUCAACAAGAGGAACAAAUUCAAAAAACGUGGCUUGAGUGCGGUACCAAUAAAAUACGGUAUAGGAUUUGGGGCACCGUUUAUGAACCAAGGAGGAGCAUUAGUUUUAAUUUACACUGAUGGCUCUGUGCUUUUGUCUCAUGGCGGCGUAGAAAUGGGUCAAGGUUUGUACACCAAAAUGAUUCAAGUAGCUAGCAGAGCCUUGGGUGUACCUAUGGAUAGAAUACAUACCAGCAUGACUUCCACUGAUAAAGUACCAAAUGCUACACAAACAGCAGCCAGUUGCAGUUCAGACCUAAAUGGCGGAGCUAUUUUAAACGCAUGUGAGAUAAUAAACCAAAGACUGAAGCCCUACAAGGAAAAAUACCCGGACAAGGAUUGGAAUUUUUGGGUGGAAAAAGCGUAUUUUGACAGGGUUAGUCUGUCAGCUUCUGGUUUUUACAAGACUCCAGACGUGAGUUACGAUUGGAGCACUGGACAAGGCAUGAUGUACAAUUAUUUCUCCUACGGAGCCGCAUGCUCAGAAGUGGAGAUAGAUGUGCUAACUGGAGAUCAUAGAGUACUAAAAACUGACAUCGUUAUGGAUCUGGGACAAAGUUUAAAUCCGGCUAUUGAUGUAGGGCAAAUAGAAGGAGCUUUCAUGCAAGGUUACGGUUUAUACAUGAUGGAGGAAAUGGUGUACAGGCCUAACGGUGAAACUUUUACCAGAGGACCUGGUACUUACAAACUUCCGGGAUUUGGCGACAUCCCAUUGGAGUUUAAUGUUUCUCUUCUAAAGGGCGCAUCCAAUCCACGUGCAGUAUAUUCUUCAAAGGCAAUCGGAGAACCUCCAUUACUAUCAGCUUGUUCAGUUUUGUAUGCCACAACUAAUGCAGUUAAAGCUGCGAGAUUGGAAGCAGGAUUAAGUGGUUCUUUUAAAAUGGAUACUCCUGUAACUGCUGCCAAAAUUCGAAUGGCAUGUAUUGAUGAUAUUACAUCAAAGAUGACUGAACCCAAAGAUGGAACCUUUACUCCUUGGAAUGUGGUACCUUGAUAAUUAUAUUUUAGUUUUAAUAAAAUAAAAAAUUCAAAAAAAA